Molecule: messenger RNA, 1177 nt
Organism: Musca domestica (house fly)
Lineage: Eukaryota; Metazoa; Arthropoda; Insecta; Diptera; Muscidae
Gene: Vps24
Product: charged multivesicular body protein 3
Exons: 3
Coding region: 139-819 (226 amino acids)
Biological process (GO): endosome transport via multivesicular body sorting pathway; protein transport; late endosome to vacuole transport
Cellular component (GO): multivesicular body; ESCRT III complex
Source: RefSeq, a predicted model, not a curated record
UGUAUACUUCUACCAUGGUCAAAACAAAACGUAAAAGAAAAAAUAAAUACAACUUCGGAAGUACAUGAGUCACUUGGAUAGAUAAAUAAAUUGAAUUGUUGCGAAUUUACAAAAAUUGAAUUGUUUAAUUAAUAUAAAAUGGGUUUGUUUGGCCAAACAAAAAGCAAAGAUCCCAAAGAACAGGUUCAAGAAUGGACCCACAAAAUACGCAAAGAAAGCAAUCAAUUGGACCGGCAAAUACGCGGUAUUCAACGCGAAGAGGAGAAAGUAAAGAGGUCGUUGAAGCAAGCCGCUGCCAAGGGUGAUAGGGAUACUUGUGUCAUACUGGCUAAAGAAAUCGUUGGAGCACGUAAAGCCAUCAAUAGAAUAUAUACAACAAAGGCCCAUCUGAAUUCAGUGCAGUUGCAAAUGAAAAAUCAGUUGGCUACUUUACGUGUCGCUGGUUCCCUUUCAAAAUCCACAGAAGUCAUGCAAGCUAUGCAAAACUUAGUGCGCUACCCUGAAUUGGCUGGUAUUAUGCGCGACAUGUCAAAAGAAAUGAUGAAGGCUGGUAUUAUAGAAGAAAUGUUAGACGAAACUAUGGAGAGCUUGGAAGAUACUGAGGAAAUGGAGGAGGAGGCUGCCAAGGAGGUCGAUAAAGUUCUUUGGGAAAUUACUGAUGGCAAGUUAGGAGAGGCUCCUCUACCUCCCCAAGAAUUGGCUGCCGCUGAAAAAACAAAAACACCCGCCGUUGCUGUUGCAGCUGAUGAUGUCGAGGAUGACGACGACGAGGAAGAUUUGCAGGAAAUGCAAUCUCGUCUCGCUUCUUUGCGGUCGUAAAAUUGAGGCUAAGUUAAAUCGAAUACUAAGCUAAGGUCUACGCACUUUGCCUUUCAAGUAGCUUUGAAGAUUGUCGAUAUUAAAGCAUAUUUUAUAUUUUGUUUUAACAAAAAUUCGGAUCUCUAAGUUAACGCUGUCCUAAUCCGAAGCAACUGUUUUUUUCUUGGUUUUUAUUUAGUUCAUAUGCAUAUAUUUUGUAGUGUGCAAAUAUUUUGUUUUAUUGCUUAUGUUAUUUAACUUAAUAUAUUUCUGAACCAAAUUUAACUGGCUUAAUUUCCAUCGUAUUUAUAUAUUAAGUAUUUAAUAUUUUGUAAAAUAAACCAUUAAAUUAAUAAAACAAGUAUUUAUUAAAAAACUA